AUGAGCUAUGUACAUAUAUGGUAUCAAAAAGACCGAUUACGUCGCAAUCGUGACAACGGUCACAAUCAUAUUCGUCGAGCCAGGGAAAGAAGAAGAUAUAAUCCGUCAACUUUUCGUAUCGAGGAUACUGCGGUGUUUCCUCCCGAAUUUAGCCAAUUCGUUGAACAAAUGAUUUUCGGAACCCCAUUCCACGAAAGCUGA
Molecule: messenger RNA, 201 nt
Organism: Racocetra fulgida
Lineage: Eukaryota; Fungi; Glomeromycota; Glomeromycetes; Diversisporales; Gigasporaceae
Source: the annotation of a GenBank genome assembly